AUGUUACCUUACGGCCUGAAAGUUCCUGCUCCUUAUUUUCCAUUCGCACCAACAGGAAGUUUAACUCAAGCUCACUUAUCAACACUAGACUUUCAAAAUACGCAGCUUAACGAUUACAACGUACGAGUACAGCUAGGAUUACGUAAUUAUCAGAAUUCGUUAGGGUUGUCCCCUUUCCACGCUUACAUCACCGAUCCGUACACUCAGGCCUAUUUUUACAAGCACGACCCCAGAGCCCGUUUUGUGCAAGAGGAACCCAAGCCUAGUCACAGUUAUAUAGGUCUCAUUGGUAUGGCCAUACUCAACUCCAAGGAUAAGAAAUUGGUGUUAAGUGAUAUAUACCAGUGGAUACUUGAUAAUUAUCCUUACUUUCGUACGCGAGGUCCUGGUUGGAGGAACAGUAUCAGACACAACUUAUCUCUCAAUGAUUGUUUCAUUAAGUCGGGCAGAAGCGCCAACGGCAAGGGACACUACUGGGCAGUGCACCCGGCGAAUGUCGACGAUUUUGAAAGAGGUGACUUCCGCAGACGUCGUGCCCAAAGAAAGGUUCGUCGUCACAUGGGCCUGUCGGUUCCAGAUGACGAUGACAGCCCGACGGCGUCGCCCAUACCGCGCUGGUCACAUCACGAUGCCACGCAGGAGUCAGAAAGAAGUCAGUUAGACUCUCUAGUUUCACCAGAUGACCACGUGUUGACCCCAAUAUCACCUGGAUGUGAACAUGACCAACUGCUUCUACUUCACCAGACGCCAAAGUACGGCAAUGUACACGUUCAGCCCCGAAAGCAAAGUAGAAAGCGAUUGUUUGACAUGGCUAGUUUGCUAGCUCCAGAUGAGGACGAGCAUGACUCAAAGAGUGAUCAACAGCCGAGCGAUCAUGACAUUCACAUUUCCCAUGCGGACUUAUAUCACAGCCGUGAAAGGAAACAAGAAGAUCCACAAUUAACUACAAUCAGUGAUAACAGCAAGGACAAACACGAAACAAAUACAAACGAAGACGUCGAUAUAACUGUAAGUCAUUUGUCCAGCGAGAGUGAGCGGGAACUGGAUGCUAGUGAUGACGACUGUGUGCAGAGCGACAUCCAGGUCACAUCGGGAAACGAGUCUCCGGAGCAUGAGCUUCACAGGCAUGAUGAUGAUAAGGACAACGGCCAGUCACUUAGUAGCAUUUAUGUAAAUAAGCUCAACAUGACAACUACAAACGGCGGAAAAAUUUACCCACAAAGAUAUGAUCACAAGUUAUUAAAGUGGUCUUCUAGUCUAUAUACAGUCAGCCCUAAAGCUGAUGUCGUUCACAAUAAAGAUACUGCAGGCGAAAACGUCAAUAGUUUCAACGAUUUGAAAGUUGCGAGUAAUUCACCAAUCGUCAAACAGUCCAAAACCAACAACCACAGUAACCACUUUCAGAAAGUUAUGUGCCAGCUAUCUCAUCCAGAUCCUUCAGAACUCCCAGAAGAACUGUCUUCUAUGGCCACAGGAGCGCUAGAGCACAUGAACCGCACGGCUGAAGAAUAUCACUUCUACCGAUCAGAUCUGCAUGGCUCACACCAAAAAACCAACCAGGAGAACGGGUAUGCCCUAGUUUCAACAAAGGACAACGGUUUGUUAAGUCACAAUAGACACAAUCAGACAGAAACGACAAGAUCUUUUUGUGAUACUCCUACUUCUGACCGCAGACUAUCAAGCGAUCAUCUAACAUGGCUUGAGAUGAACAACAGUUUACUUCCAAGAGACAGGUUGUGUGCCUUCAGUGCCGUGGGCAUGAGAAACUCUAGUAUUUAUUCUCCCAAUGAAUUCAGAACCGCACAACUCAGUUCUCAAAGGUUUCAACCUAUAUCAACGUCCGUAAGCGCUGAAGUAGCCACGUCGUUGAUAUCCACGAGCGUUUCUUCCCCUUCUUCGUCCACGACAUCCACCAGUCACGAAUUGGAUACUGCUGUAACCAAGUCUUGUCAUCAGGUCACCAGAAGUGGAAUUCCCGACAGCGUUGUCAGCAGAUUAGAGACAUAG
Molecule: messenger RNA, 2007 nt
Organism: Candidula unifasciata
Lineage: Eukaryota; Metazoa; Mollusca; Gastropoda; Stylommatophora; Geomitridae
Source: the annotation of a GenBank genome assembly